AUGCUAGUUGAUAGUGGUGUUAUUGCACAAACGGCUGUUGAUAUAGUCCAUGAUAAACUGAAACGAUGCAAGAGUUAUCGCCAUGCAGUGGGCGAGACGAGGGCCUUUUUGGUCACAAUCGAGCACAACUGGCGGAAGACCGAAGCCCAAAUCAGGUUCCUUAAAUCAAUUGCUACCACUUUAGAUGACGACUAUCUCGAGAUGCAAUCACUCCUUUUAUCCGAGCUAGAAGGCCAGCUGACUGCGACGCUCACCUUAGUCAACUCCCCCAACUUCGGCCUACUCAAAUGCCAAGGAAUCAUCAAAGGAUCAGAGACUGUCGCAGAUCAGUUCGGACACCCCAAGCCUCUUCCAACCUUUUCAUUCGUGUUUGAAAUCCCCAAAGACUUCCGGAACCCGCGAACUCUCCGUGGCAUUUUACAGGAAGCUGCUCCUUUCCCAUUGCAUGAGCGACUCGACCUCGCGCGCCAACUCACCUAUUCGGUUCUGUAUGUCCACUUCAUCCACAAGAGCAUUCGGCCGGAAACAGUUGUUGUGUUUGAGAAUGAAACGUCGAGUAUUGGCGCGCCGUUCUUGGUUGGUGUUCGAGAGGGUUCGCCCUGCGGAUGGACACACUUAUUUGAUUGGAGAUGAGAGUUGGGAGAAGAACCUCUGUAUGUUCUAAGCUUCCUUUUAUAUCCCAUGGCUUUUUGACGGGAUCUAUAGACCGCCAUCCAACACGCCAAGGUAUUUUGCCCGAGGAGCAGUAUAAGAUGCAGCAUGAUGUAUAUAGCAUUGGCGUAGUGCUUUUGGGAUUGUCUUUGGACUUCGCUUGUGACUUGUGACUUAAGGUAACGUUCCGGUUGCUUCGGAAUAAGUUAAACUCAUGUCACCAGGCGAAGAGAGAGAUCCUCGCUUGCGAGCCUUUCGGGAUAAAGAGAUGUUAGAGAGUCUUGCUGAGCGUGAACCACCUCGUAGACUUGGGAGAAAGUAUACCAAUAUGGUAUUGCUGUGUCGGCGGUGUCUAGACGACCCAGAGGCUGUUGGUAUUCCGGGUGGUGUGGAUAAAGAUGGAAAGGAACUGGCGUAAGUUUCGUUGAAACAGUGCUGGAAUUAAUACAUGGGAUCUCUCUUUGAUUCGCUGAGAGAUCGAGCUAGAGGUUGAGAUACUAAGACACUGAGAUACCGACCCCAUAGCAGAGAGGCCAUGAGAUUAAGAAGGAAGCAUAGAGACGGGGAGACUAGGAGAGAGGCAGAGAGACUAAGAGAGGCAGAUAGUCUAAGAGAUCGAGGAGGGGGAGCG
Pseudogymnoascus destructans is the source of this 1282-nucleotide messenger RNA. RefSeq lists its product as uncharacterized. The transcript is spliced from 2 exons. NCBI's taxonomy places the organism in Eukaryota, Fungi, Ascomycota, Leotiomycetes, Thelebolales, Thelebolaceae. The record is from RefSeq and is a predicted model, not a curated record. Bases 1 to 633 code for a protein of 210 amino acids.